AUGGUGCUCCGAAAGCCUCCCCCGCCACGUUUGGAGAACCUUAAUAAGUGGAAUGCUCGUUCAGCUUCCCCGACAUCUCCCUCGAAAUACUCUCCUUCGAAGCACCGGGCCCGCCUGAAUCGAGCUCCCUCCGAGGACUCUAUCUACUCUCCCGACCUCAAUACCUCCCCGGCAUUCGACCUGAUGCCGCUCGAAGAAGCUCAGAGGUCCCCGGUUGGCUCUCCGGCCAGCCACCCGCCAAAUCCUUGGACCGAGAGUUUUGGAGACCCGGCCAAGUAUGAGUACCCAGCCACACAAGCACAGUCAUCCUAUCCCAUAGAUGCUGAAAGUGGUGGACAAUGGAUCCCAUUGCCUUUGCAGGCGGGCUCACAUGCGACGGAGAAUGGCUGGCACCAAGCAGCACAGCCAGCCCCCCCAGGUCACAAUGGCUCAACUGGAGAGAUUCCCGUGCCACUCCAGUCAAACAACCCAUUCUUGAAGCCACGGACCGCCAAUGUGCGCCAGAAUUCGUCAGAUUCCAAUGAUUGGAACGAUCGCCAUUCGCAUACUACAGCCAGUAGUGACCCUCUCAGUCAAACCGAAGGAUACAUUCCUAUGACUGCUCGCCUCUCCUUGCUGGACUCUUCGGAGCAACAAGAGUCUCCGUGGGCUGAUCACGAACCUCCUCACGCCGGCGGAACUGCCCACCCGAUCUCGGUGGACCCGCCCCACGACCCAUCCCCGUGGGGUUCACAACAUUCGAUCAAGAUAUCGGCGGCGCAAGAAAUCUAUCUUCAGGGUGGUCAAAUCAGCCCCUACGCACCACCCGUAGUGGUACAGUCCUCUAACGAUCCGGUGGACUCUUAUGGACUACAACCGCCAUAUGCAGAGGGUAGACUUGGCUCAGAUGCGGGUAUCAACACCCCUUCUAUGAUUUCCACUGCAACAUCUGCAACGUCACAUGAAUUGAUUGAUUUGGAAAUCCCGAGCGGCGCACUGGGAGUGGAAAUGGGAUCUCAGCAGGGCAACUCAUCCAUGUACUCAGAGGAGACUGGAGGGAAAGGCGAAAAGUCACAGUUGGACUCCCAAGUACCACCGGGGGAGGAGUCCCUCCACUACCGGCCAGGGACGUUGCGCACGAAAGAAAACCUUUCUCCCGCUGAGGCAGCACGGCAAAAGGAGCAGCGAGCGGAGACCUACUCGAUCCGCCAAAUUAAUUGGACCAAUCGAGAGGGAUCUUUACUACAGUCGCCGAUCCUGGUACAGAACAAAAAUGGACCGUGCCCUCUGCUUGCUCUUAUCAACGCCCUCGUUUUGCGCGCCGAUCCAAAUUCACAGCCGCCCAUUGUCAGAGCAUUGAAAACUCGCGAGCAAAUCUCACUGGGACUAUUGAUCGAGGCUCUAUUCGAAGAGCUGACUACUUGUCUGGGCCCAGAUGAGGAAUUUCCAGACAUUGAGGCACUCACGCAAUUUCUCACUAUGCUGCAUACUGGCAUGAAUGUGAAUCCACGUUUGACAUUGGAAACCGUGGAAUCUCUUGGUACUUUCCUUCAAACCCCAGACCUUCGCUCGUACAGCACAUUCGGUGUACCUCUCAUUCACGGCUGGCUCGCCUCGUGGUCAAGCCCCGAACAUAUCGCCAUGACUCGAAUCGCUCAGUUUCACGAGGAUGUCCAACUAUUACCUUUUCGCAAGCAGGAUAUUGAAGAUCGCAUCAUGCGAGGGGAGUCUUUGACCCCAGAGGAAGAGCAAAACAUGGCAGACAUUCAGGCUAUUCAAAAUUUCGUGGACAUUGAGAACGCAACCCAGUUAAGCCCAUUCGGCUUGACACAGCUAUCGACACGGUUGGCCCCAGGAUCUGUCUCUAUUCUGUUCCGCAACGAUCACUUCUCGACUCUAUACAAACACCCCCAAUCCCACCAGCUCUUCACCCUGGUAACCGAUGCAGGCUACGCAAACCAUGCAGAGGUCGUGUGGGAAUCCCUGGUCGACGUGACUGGCUUCAACUCGGAAUUCCUAGCAGGCGACUUCCGUGCUGUUGGCCACGGUCCCUCCAGCUCGGCGGGCCCAACUAGUCCGGCUGGUCCACGCACUUCGAGUGCUGCAGCUCCUGAUGCACCAUCCAACAACGAGGCCACUCAAGGACCGUUGACACCGCAAGAACAGAGUGAUGCAGAUUACGCCUACGCCCUCUCACUUCAAUUCCAAGAAGAGGAACAGCGAGAACGUAACGAAAGCCAACAGAACGGUGAUAGUGGCGCUGGAAAUGGCACUGGCCGUGCCAACCGCAACUCAGUACCCGUUCGCUCGACCGAACCUGCAGCUCGCAUGGACAAUCCGCCUGCUCGAAGCUCUAGCACCGGUCUGAGAACUCGACCACCGCAAGUCAAUGCGGCCGCUGAUGACCCCAAUGCACCUCCCCCUCCCUACGAACAAGCAGCUGGCGGCCCGCGAUAUUCGCCUCCUGAUAGAAGGCCCACUUUUGAUGACAUUCAAAUCGAUCCGUACACGGCGAACAACCGGAACUCACGGAAUCGAUACUCGCAGCCGGCAAUGAAUACGAACCGGUACAGCAAUGAUCGGAAUAGAAACAAAGAUUGCAUCAUGAUGUGA
This is a messenger RNA of Penicillium cataractarum, 2592 nucleotides long. Its product is annotated as MINDY family deubiquitinase. The transcript is spliced from 4 exons. Gene Ontology annotation, cellular component: cell periphery; cytosol. The record is from RefSeq and is a predicted model, not a curated record. Gene Ontology annotation, biological process: protein K48-linked deubiquitination. Gene Ontology annotation, molecular function: cysteine-type carboxypeptidase activity; cysteine-type deubiquitinase activity; K48-linked deubiquitinase activity. NCBI's taxonomy places the organism in Eukaryota, Fungi, Ascomycota, Eurotiomycetes, Eurotiales, Aspergillaceae. The coding region runs from base 1 to 2592 and encodes 863 amino acids.